Molecule: messenger RNA, 2370 nt
Organism: Syngnathoides biaculeatus (alligator pipefish)
Lineage: Eukaryota; Metazoa; Chordata; Actinopteri; Syngnathiformes; Syngnathidae
Gene: caly
Product: calcyon neuron-specific vesicular protein
Exons: 5
Coding region: 146-739 (197 amino acids)
Biological process (GO): clathrin coat assembly; endosomal transport; G protein-coupled dopamine receptor signaling pathway
Cellular component (GO): endosome; membrane
Molecular function (GO): clathrin light chain binding
Source: RefSeq, a predicted model, not a curated record
AGCUGCCGCAAGCUGGGUGACAUGCGCAGUUCGGUCUCAAAGCAUCACCACGGCAACCAUCUUUCACAGCAAGUCCCCGGCAGCAUCGGAGGCGUGCGAUCACCUCCACUCGGCCACAGAGCAGAGACAUCCGCACAGUGCAGCCAUGGUGAAGCUGGGCACCAGCCUGUCUGAUAAGAUGGAGAAGCAGCUUUCUGCAGAUGAUGGCUUCGAUAACAUCCCCCUCAUCACACCCCUGGAGGUCGGCGAGCUCCAGCGGUCUUUUACAGACAAGGUUAUUGUGAAGACGUCCACACAUUAUCAACAGCAGAAGAAGAAGUUGUUUAUGCCCACCAUUGAGAAGCUAAACAUCAACAUGUACAAAGAUUUCUCCGACAAAGCCAAGAUCACAGGUCUGAUCCUCAUCAUGUUGGCCUUCCUAACCAGCCUCUUCCUCCUGCUAAUGUACAAAGCCAUGUGGUACAACCAUCUAACCUGCCCAGAGGGUUUCAUCCUUCAGCAAAGGCGCUGCACCCCAGCCGCUCUGGAGCCAUUCUCCAGCGAGCAGCAGAAUCCCGCAGAUAUCCCAAGCAGGACGAACUUUGGGCUGUACGCAGUCCUCAGCCGCCUCAACCAGGUCAGUAGGACAGCGCCUAAGAUUCCGUCACCGUGGUUGCCCGUCGUCAGAGUUCUGAAGGACACAGACGCUGCUAAACGUGACGGCCAACAUGUCAAAGGUGAACUCAGGGGGGCUGAUUGAAGACUACUGACCUUUUUUUUCCCCCCACAUCGGGCUGUAUAGUGUUAGUGGUACAUCUAAUAAUCUAAUUAUGUGUGUGCCGCGUAUUAGAGAUGGUGGUCAGAGGCAAGAAUGUUAUUAAAAUGAUUGAAAAUGUCCCUUGAAGUUUUACAGAGCUGUGAGUAAACAAAUUUUAAGUGUAUUUUCCCAUAUGCACUGGACGCCACACUAUGUAUACAUUUUUGUGGUGUAUAUUCAAAUCGUGGAAGGUGACAUUUUAAGGCGAAGUGCUUGUUUUCAUCAUUUACUGUUGCAGGACAAUUUUGAAAUCAUACUAUCAUUAUGAAAGUUGUUUUCUUAAGAAAUGUGUGAGUGUAAAAACUGAUUAUGAUGGCCCAUACGAGAAUAAAUGGCAUUUUAUUAAUAGUAUAUAAGUAAAUGUACAAUGUUGCAUUGUGAUUUUGGAAAUAUGAUUUUGAAAAUAUGAAUGUACUGUAUCUGAUGUGGCUACUUUUGUUUGCACUAGAAUUACACAUUUACAUUUUGUAGAUUGUUUCUACCAGCAGUUGGUCAUAAUUUUUUUGAAAUGUGCAACGUAUUUUCUAUUCCAGCAAAUAUAGCUUAUCUUGUUUUACAACAAAUUGUACAUUCAUUUUCAAUGUAAACUGAAGGUUACAUUAAUUUUUAGAUGGUGUUUGACACCAAUUGAAUGAUAUAUUUUUGGUGUUACGUGUCAUAAGGUCUUUUCCCAGCUCCUUUUUAUCCAAAACGUGAGCAUACGUGGCUCAGAAAUGGAUUGAUGGAUGUUUUUGAACGUAUGGAUGUGUGUGUGUGUGGUGUGUGUGUGUGUGUGUGUGUGUGGGAUCGUGUGUGCACGCGUGUGCGUGCCCGUGCCCGUGUGUGUGUCUAGGAAUGUGAGAUCACAUCACAGCUUGUCCUUACAUCACAUCCAUCUGCCCAAACGACACCGCAUGGACACAAAUAAAACUGUUGAUUUCUUUGAUUCACAAGUUUGUCUUUUCUUUUUCAGUGUGCCUCUGAAAACAUGCCAAGCUCACGGGCCACUUCCGGCCCGGGCAGCGGUUUUGUCCGGCCCGUAGCCAGCAUGAUAUUGGCCUGCACAACAGCACCGGCCAAACGCGCAUGUAAUUUUCAUGAGCAGUGGGGGCAGAUCAGACACCAGUUUCAGUGUAGCUACGUGGCCACUUAUAGAUCCGCUCAUGCAUUUUAAGUACUGUACUAGUAACCGUUACUGGUAAUUUUGGAAGCUGUGUUUGUUGUUGAUUGAAUGAAGACACAUUGAUGAUGAACUUUGCUGGGGUUUCAUCACCAUUAUCUAUGUCAUUUUAGUGUUUAUCUGAAGUUUUGACAGUGAUGAAAAUGUUCCUCAUGGCUGUUACAGCACAAGUCUGACUCAAAAGGUGUUUUCGGUAUUGAAAAUCACACUUUUAGAUUCAGAGACAAUACAAAACUGUAUGGACGUGAUUCAUUGUUAAUCUUCUUGUUUUCUGUGAUGUUUAAAGUAAAUCUGACAUUGCCCUUGUGCUCAGUGUGACCUGAAAAAUGAGAUGGCUCAAGUGCACGCCACCAUUGUUUGUAUAAAACUAGCAAGCCUGGUUACCUCGACACAACUGUCGUAGUUACAAGCUCCA